Magnusiomyces paraingens is the source of this 1053-nucleotide messenger RNA. RefSeq lists its product as uncharacterized. Bases 1 to 1053 code for a protein of 350 amino acids. Lineage: Eukaryota; Fungi; Ascomycota; Dipodascomycetes; Dipodascales; Dipodascaceae. The record is from RefSeq and is a predicted model, not a curated record. The transcript is spliced from 2 exons.
AUGUUAACAGUUACUGAACCUUGUGAAACUACGGUUACAGCCGUUAUAUCGCCAUUGCCAUCUGGUGGGUCGACAAUUAUUCCUGCUUCUACUCCUUUAUCUACCACAGUCAUUACUUCUGUGGGUUUUACAACAAUUACUACAGUCUCUGCAGGUUCUUCAGUUACUAUUACCGAACCUUGUGAUACAACCUACACAGCAGUUGUUUCUCCACUUCCAUCAGGCGGUGUCACUACUAUUCCUAUUUCUCUUAUUUCCACCACCACUCAUGUUACUUCUACUGGUUAUACCACAAUCACUUCUGUUUCUUCAGGAAACACAAUUACAGUUACCCAAUCAUUGGAAACAACUUAUACAGCAGUCAUUACUACAAUAUCACCUAUUCCUUUAACUUCGUCUGGUUCUACAAACCAUGCCACUACAAUUUUUGUGUGUGACGAAUGUUCGACAGCUUUAGUCACUACAGAAUCUGUUACCACAGCUAUUUUGACAUCUGGAAGUGAAACAUCUACAAUCACUCAAACAAACGAAGUGGUGAAUACUGUUAUUGUUUCUCCUGUCACAUCGACAAUCAGCACCUUUACAUAUUCUGAAAUUUCUAGUGAAUCUUGCAACGAGUGUUCUACAUAUGUUGUUGCUUCGCUAACUACGGUAGGCUCAGUAGUUACCUCUCAGGGUAUCACAACGACUUCAUAUUUGCCUUCAGUUGUCCAGAACACUUUUAUAGAGUCGCCUGUUGUUUCGACAGGUUCCGUGUAUAUCACUUUUGCGGGUCCAACAAGUACACAAUACUCUGAACAAUCGUCAAUAUUGAGUAGCACUGGGUCCAUUAGUGCUAUUUCAAAUGGUGUAUCUGUUGGGGUGACUGGAUCUAGUUCUUCAAUUUUUUCAGGUUCGGGUACAAAAUCGUCAUCUUCAGAAACACAUGUUUUACCUCAGAUUAGUUCAACAACCGAAACUACAUUGGCACAAGUUAAUGAGGCUAGUCACUUGAAUUUCACAGUUUUUGGUAGUGUUUUUGCAAUUUUUGUUUCAUUUUUUAUUUUGGUAUAG